Molecule: messenger RNA, 1581 nt
Organism: Salvia hispanica
Lineage: Eukaryota; Viridiplantae; Streptophyta; Magnoliopsida; Lamiales; Lamiaceae
Product: putative WRKY transcription factor 53
Biological process (GO): regulation of DNA-templated transcription
Cellular component (GO): nucleus
Molecular function (GO): DNA-binding transcription factor activity; transcription cis-regulatory region binding
Source: RefSeq, a predicted model, not a curated record
CAUUCAGCCUCUCUUUCCUCACUCCAUCAUCACUAAAACACAACAAAAACUUCACCAUCUCCCUCUCUCCACGUCCAAAAUUCUUGAUCAAGAUCAAACCUUUACAAAGAUUUCACAACCCCUUUUCGAAGUAGAUUAAAACCCAGUUUGCAUUAUGAUCUUCAACACUCAGCAAUCUUAAAACCCAUCUUUUCUUGAAUCCAGCCCCAAAAACGAAAGACUUGAUUUUUUUCUCUUCUGUUUCGAAAUGGAGAAGGCUGGAGUUCCGGAGAAGAAGAGUGUAAUAACUGUGUUAAGUGAGGGGAAGAAGCUCGCGAAUGAGCUGAAGAGGCAGCUUGACCCCUCCACGGCUUCAACAGAGGCUUGCGAUGUUUUGUUGGAGAGCAUUCUCUCCUCGUACGAGAAUGCAAUGACGCUUCUUGCUCUGAUUGGAAACGGCGCCUCUCCAAAGAUUGCUGUUGGGAAGCUAUCUGAGCCGUCGAUUUCGAUUGAGGGCUCUCCAAGAAGCGAAGGGUCUGAUCACAGCUCCAAGAAAAGGAAGACUAUGCCUAGAUGGAGUAAGCACGUGCGUGUUUGUUCUGGGGCAGGGGGUGAAGCCCAGCUUGAUGAUGGCUAUAAUUGGAGGAAAUAUGGGCAGAAAGAUAUUUUGGGGGCUACUCAUCCAAGGGCUUAUUACAGAUGCACUCAUCGCAACACGCAAGGGUGCUUAGCAACGAAGCAAGUGCAGCGAGCAGAUGAGGAUCCGACGGUCAUUGAGGUCAUAUACCGAGCGAACCACAGCUGCAGGCAGGGCAAGGAAAGGAAGGAACAGGGUAGCCUAACGUGUUCCAAGCAAGCGGUGCUCGUUAGCAAUGGGCCUAGCCUUGUUAAAACUGAGAACCGGGAUCUAAUUGAUUCCAAAGAGGAGGAGGAUCUUCAAAGCUUCUCCUUCCCUUCCACUCCAAUUGAGUGUGAAAAUGUGGAACCUCAGUUCUUCUCAGAGCCUAAUAGGUUCAUCACAACGAGCUACUCCCCCUUGUUCCUUUCCCCAGCCACCUCUGAAUCCUACUUCUCGCCAUCGCCAUGCCUUGUGGAUGAUUUUGGCAUUGGCCACAGCUUGCAGAGCUCGGAAUCAGAUUUCGGUGAGAUCAUCUCAAAUCCAACACCAGUCACAGAUUUCUCAUUGGGAGAUAUUGAUAUCACCAUUGGUGCAGUGGAUUUCGACUCUCAUGACUUCCUAGACGCCCUCGAAUUCUUCUAGAGAUCUCCUCACUAUGCAGUUGAAAUUGUAGUGAUCCUAGCCAGCAUCUUCAAGAGAUGAUGCCGACCAAGAGAAUUUUUUUCAAGAACUUAGGUAGAUUUUCAAGAAUAACUUGUAGUAUCACUCUUUUUUUGCUUCUUUCUACUCCCACAUUUUUAUUUACAAAAUGUAAUAUACUUUAGGUUUUAGUCCUGUUUGUUUGAGCCUAGAGUUGCUGAUAGUCUUGAAUCAAGAUUGAUGCUUUGUAAUUUGAUUUUAGAGGAGGUUCUAAUUCGAUUAAACAUUGUGAAUUCAAAUAAAUUAUUCCCAUUUGAAUUUGAUCAAAUGAAAUUACAGACAAA